GAAAGCCUAAUGAAGCCAUCGGCAUCGCUCCCGGGCCAACAACCAUACCUCGACAUAUGCAAAGAAGCACAAGCAUGUCUAUAGAGAUCAGCGAUAUAAAGCUGUCCAAGCUGAAGCCCCUCGAGCACCAACAUUUUGAGCCGCCCACACAAUUUCGCAGCCGCUUCGACGUUGACCACCACGAUGAGAAGAUACACGUUCUACUAUGCGCAACGGGAUCUGUUGCAACGAUCAAGAUACCGAAUAUGAUCAAUGCGCUCGCAAAGCACCCAAAUGUCGCGAUUCGACUCAUCUUCACGACUUCGGCAAAGAACUUCCUGCAAGGGCAGAGCGACGAACAACCAUCACUCAUGUCGAUAGAGGCACUUCCAAACGUUGAGGGCAUUUACUUUGACGAGGACGAAUGGAAGGAGCCUUGGAAGCGUGGCAACAAGAUCUUGCACAUAGAGCUGCGUCGAUGGGCAGACAUCAUGGUCAUUGCUCCUCUGAGCGCAAAUGAGAUGGCGAAGAUCACACAGGGCUAUUCAGACAACCUGUUGUUGUCUGUAGUGCGUGCAUGGGACACUACAGGUCUGAUUGACCCGCUCAGAGAGAUACCGGGUGUGACGUGGCCUGCUGAAGACAGCUGGAAGGACGGGCCGAAGAAGAAGAGAAUCCUCGUUGCACCGUCUAUGAAUACAGCUAUGUGGCUGCAGCCGAUCACAGGGAAGCAGAUUCAGAUGCUCGAAAAUGAGUGGGGUGUCAAGAAUGGAGGCUGGUACGAGGUUUUGCAGCCCAUGAUGAAAGAGCUGGCUUGUGGAGACAUUGGCGGCGGCGCCAUGAAAGAUUGGAGGGAGAUUGUAGGGAUAAUUGAAGCGAGACUGGGUCUGACGGCUGGUGAGCACUGAAGCAUGUUUUGGUGUCCAGCCGAACAUGCCCGCAUGAUGGCCUUCGAGGACUGUUCGACCACUGAAGCUCAUCAAGCAUGGGCAAGCGAGCAGUGACUUGGAGCAUCUGACAUCCGUGAUAUUGUAACAAUGGUCCGAGAUGAGAAUUCUCGCUGUGUAACAGCACGGUGUGUGUAUGAGUAUGGCUUGUGCACCCAGCAUUACUGCGACGUCCAAAAGCGCGAAGAUCAGUGCCGACGAAUCUCCGAUGCAUUACACAAAUUUCGUCGUUAUAAGAACUGCACAUUCCUUGCAUCCAUGUUCAUGUUUAACAAGACAGUCCUCUGGACUGUCCGAGACUUCGGUGACCGUCAGAAUGUUUGGUACGCAACUUCCAGGCUUCCGUUCUAU
Messenger RNA from Didymella exigua CBS 183.55, 1277 nucleotides. RefSeq names its product flavo protein. Gene Ontology annotation, biological process: coenzyme A biosynthetic process. Gene Ontology annotation, cellular component: phosphopantothenoylcysteine decarboxylase complex. The record is from RefSeq and is a predicted model, not a curated record. Gene Ontology annotation, molecular function: phosphopantothenoylcysteine decarboxylase activity; FMN binding. The coding region runs from base 75 to 887 and encodes 270 amino acids. The transcript has a single exon. NCBI's taxonomy places the organism in Eukaryota, Fungi, Ascomycota, Dothideomycetes, Pleosporales, Didymellaceae.